Brassica oleracea var. oleracea is the source of this 1305-nucleotide messenger RNA. Its product is annotated as F-box/kelch-repeat protein At4g39240-like. The record is from RefSeq and is a predicted model, not a curated record. NCBI's taxonomy places the organism in Eukaryota, Viridiplantae, Streptophyta, Magnoliopsida, Brassicales, Brassicaceae. The coding region runs from base 23 to 1147 and encodes 374 amino acids. Gene Ontology annotation, molecular function: protein binding. The transcript has a single exon.
UUGACAUUUCACAGCGACGGUUAUGCAUCUUUUAACUGUUACAAGUUCCUCUGGCUCUAACGCCGAGAAGCCGCCACAGAAGAAGAAGAAAGUGCAUGGUCCGAGGCCACUGUCGCUGUUACUACUUCCAGAUGAAUUAUCUCUGAACUGCUUAGCACGCGUGCCCCGAUGUUACCACCCGUCGGUCUCAAUGGUUUCCACAGCAUUGAGGCGUCUCAUCGCUUCGCCGGCGAUUUACGUAGAAAGGUCACUGCUUCGCCGCACGGAGCAUGUCCUUUACGUCGCGCUUAGAUCUUGCGUUACAGAGACCCCUCGAUGGUACACUCUCAACCUCAAACCUUUCGGACAAGCGUAUGGAGUGAACCAUAGUUUGGUUCCUGUCCCGUCGUUCCCUCCGGUUCCUUCCUGGGGAAUGUCCAUCUUCACCGUCGGUUCGGAGAUUUACGUCAUCGGUGGAUGCGUCAACGAAAAGAUGGUCUCCACUGUGUUUGUCAUCGACUGUCCAUCUUACACAUGUCGCUUCCUCCCUAACAUGAAGCAAGCACGCGCCUGCGCCGCCGCGGGAAUCGUCGGCGGGAAGUUGUACGUGAUCGGAGGUUGCAAACCUCGGUCGUCGAACUGGGUCGAGGCUUUUGAUCUAAAGACUCAGACUUGGGAGACUGUGACGGGUUUGAACAAGGUGGAGAUGUAUGAGAAAAUGAUCAGGAGUUUCCUGAUUGAUGAUAAGAUUUACUUGAUGGAUCGGAAGAGUAGCUUUGUUUACGAUCCAAAAGAAGGGAGGUUGGAGAGGGACCCGUUGUUGAACGGACAGUGGAGUGUGGGUUCUUGCGUGAUCGAAGACAAGUUGUACUCGUUUGGUCGGAGGAAUACGAUAUGGGAGUUUGAUACUCUCGGGAGGGUGUGGAGGCAAGUGAGGGGUCUUGAAGAUCUUCCUGAUAAGGCUGAAGGCUCCAAAAUGGUGAAUUACGGUGGCAAACUUGUGAUAUUGGUUAACCUUCAAGAGCAUUCGACGGAGAUUUGGUAUACAGAGAUUGAGUUGGAAAGGAGGGAAGGAGGAGAGGUUUGGGGGACGAUCUUGUUGUCUACUCGUGUGCUGGCUUCGGAAGCUUUUUCUCCCGUUGUACGAUCUCUAGCUGUGUCAUUUUGAAAAUGUAUUGCUGCAGGUCUGAUCAAGAUGAAGAUCUAAGGCUAUAAACUACUGGAUGCUCUAUUUUCUUGCCUUUGUUCCUUUGUUGUACUAAUAUUUGGAAGUUGUUUUAUUUAUUUACGAAUAAGCUAUGUGACAUUAUCGACCAUGCUUUUGAA